Molecule: messenger RNA, 1392 nt
Organism: Ichthyophthirius multifiliis
Lineage: Eukaryota; Ciliophora; Oligohymenophorea; Hymenostomatida
Exons: 3
Source: RefSeq, a predicted model, not a curated record
AUGGAAGAAAGUGAAUAAAAAUACAAAAGUGAAAUACAUAAACUUAAAUCAAAUCUAAAUGGAGAACUUUCAGAAACUAUAACAAGGAUGAGAGUUUAAAAUGAAGGCGAAAUAAAUGCUUUGAGAGCUUAAAAUUAAAUAGAAAUUAAUAGAAUCGAAAAAUAAAAAAAUGAAGAAAUUAGAAGAUUAAAAGAACAUGUUUAAAGUUUAAAAGAAUAAUUAAAUAAUGAUAAUUAAGAAUAUUUAGGAAAAAUACAAGAAUUAGAAUAGAAAUACUAAGAAGAAAUUAAAGGGAUCAAUCAAAAGUUUAAUUUAGAUAUGAAAAUGACUUAAGAAAAAAAUGAAAAUUAAUUAAAAUAAAUGUAAGAAAAUUAUGAAGUUGAAAUAAAAAAAAUCAAAGAAAAUUUAAUUUUUGAACAUAAUAAACAAUUGAAAAAAUUUUAGGAUGAAAAAGAUAUUGAAAUAUAAACAUUAAGGAAUUUACAUGAAGAAAAACUAAAUUCAUUAUCAAGAAAGUUUGACUUUUAAUUAGCAGAAAAAACAAGUGAAUUCGAAUAAAAAAUUAAAAGCCUAUAAAAUAAAUUAGAAAGUGAAUAAAAUUAACAUAAUAAAACACAAGAAGAACUAAAGAAACAUAUUUCAAUUGUAAAAGAUCUUCAGAGCAAGUUAUAAUAAUUAAAACUUGAAACUGAUAAUAUUAUUUCUGAACUUACCAAUGAUAUUAAAAAUAGAAUUUAAAUAAAUGAAAAUCUAAGAGAUUAAUAAGAAAAUGAAAUGUCAUUAAAAAAUUAAGAAAUAGAAAAUAUUAAAUUAAACUUUAUUAAAAAAGAAGAACAAUUAAUUAAAAAAACUAAUGAAAUCAUAAAUAAAAAAAUUCAGGAGUAAAUUGAAUUUAUUGAAGCAUCUAGGCUAUAAUUUGCUGAAGUUGAAGAUACUUUAAAUUAAAGAUAUUAAAAAUUAGAAGUUGAGUAUUAAAUUUUUUUAUUUUUCAUCUUAUUUAAAUUUUUUAUUUAUAUAAGUUAUAAGGAUUUAUAAUAAAUGUUUGAAGAAAGACCUUCUAGACCUGAAGACAUCGAAAAUAUAAAGAUUUUACAUUAAGAAAUAUUAAGAAGAGAUUCUGAAAUUAAUAAAUUACAUGAAUAAAUGAAAUUCUUUAAACUGGAACUUAUUAAUAGAGAAAAUAAUUAUAACAAAAUUUUUAAUGCUAAUCCUAAUAUAGGAGUAUUAAAUCCAUUAGAAAACAAAGUAAGUAUAUAUUUAUUUAUUUAUAUUGCAAAAUAUAUAAAAAAUAAAAAGUAAAAUAUCCAAAAGUUAAACAAACAAUAAAGUAUAAAUUCAGGAACAGUUACAGCAAACUUAUAGAAAAGACUAAGCAAAAUAUAAUAAUAAUGA